UUCUUUUAUCCUUCCAUAACUCGUAUACCUAUUGUUUUUCCCAAUUGGUAUCUCCAUCAGCGUAAAAUAUGUAGGUGCUAUUUGAACUUUCUCCUACAAUAAGAGUCUUCUCCCGCAGAAUUGACCCGUAAAGAUCUUCAAUAGAUGCAUGCAUCUGGACGUAUCAAGUUGAAUGACUCAGUUGCAAAGAAACACAGACCCCAUCCAUCACCGAAGGUUGUUUUAUAUCCUCUAGUUAUCUACUGGGAUCCUCCUGCUAAUGAAGAACCACUCAACAAGGAGUCGAAGAAGAAGGGGGAAAGAUUAUUACUUCAUUCUCCAAGUCAGAAGAAGCCGGUGAAUCUCGAUGUUCCCAAGCCUUACCUUGGUUCGCCAGUCAACCAAACUCGUCUAGUUUGUGCUAGUCCUUCCUCGUCUUCCUUCAUAGAGCGCAUAGAGAGUAUAGGCGUUCGUCUUCCUCGUCCAGGUAAGCCUAAAGUUUUUUCUCCGCGCUUAGCUGCAAUUUCUAUGAAUCCUUUGGUAAUUCGGACUACACGUAUCACUUUUCGGCUUCAAGAGACACCGUCUAGUUUGCUUGGAUCGCAUAGUCCUGGUGGUUCAACCCAUUCGAUGUUUCGUGGGACUUAAGGUCAUGCUUUUUCUGGUAUUGCCCCAAAUUCUCCUCCUUCAGGUAACUGCUUUUAUAUUAUGUUGACACAAGUUUCCUUCUUUAUUUCAUAUCGUACUUUAGUCACUUCAAUUUUAUACUUCAAAUAUUUCAUUUUGUGGUAUCCCUAUUUUAUUUUAUUUUACUAGGUUCUUCAUGUAGUUCUGAAUUAUCUUCAAAUUCUUGUUCAUCGUCUUCAACUUUCGUAACCUUAAAAAAAACGAGGAAAGGAAAACCGAGAAAUAUUUGAUUACAUUAAUUUCAAGUGAAAUUUGAUCAUGAAAAAAACACGGUAUGUUUAUCUUUUGGUUCAUGUAUAACCUCACUUUUAAUUGUCGCCUGCUUGUCUUUUGGUUCAUGUAUAACCGUUCUUUUAUUUUUAUUCAUCGAAGAAAUAUUUUUAUUAGAAUUUACUAACAAAAAUGUUUAAUGAACUCUUUCCCACAAACCAUACAAAAACCGGUUUUCACAAACAUAUUUUUAUUGGAUCUCAUAUAUUCAGAUGGAUGCGCGGUUUUCAAAAAAUAAACCUCUUUGGGAGCAUUUUGGGGAGGAUAAGGUUUGAUUUUUCCUAUUUGCGACCCACACUUUUCCUAUUUACCACCUCCCAUAAAUGAUUAAAGUAAUUUUAUUUUUUCAAUUAUAUAUUUUCAUACUUACCAUCUAGAAAAUCAAAUUAAAUUUGAUUGCUUCUGUUCCCCUUUUCAUCGAAGAAACCAUUUUUCUUUCUUGUUCUCCUUCUUCUUCAUUAAUCCCCUUUCAUUAUCCUUCUUUUUCAUUAAAACACUAAAUCCAAGAUUAAAGUUUUGUUUUAAUUUAUCAAGACCAAUAAAAAUAUUCAAUUUAUUUAUUUGUGUUGCAUAAUUCUUAAUGUGGUAAUAAAUUAUGAAAAUAUUUAAUAUAUUAAUGAAUUGAAAUUCAAAUUACAUAAUCAGGACUCUAAAGAUGAAGAUCAUCCGUUGUUGUCCAGAAAUUGAAGACCACGAACUGUUGAGUUCUGAUCUCUGUUAACGGAUGCUUUAGUGGCAUAUUAGACAAAAUUUGCUUCUCAAUGUCGUAUCAAUGUAAGAUUGAUAUUGGUGAAGGAUUAUACACUUGGCUAUGAUAAAGCCCAAAUGACACUCCCUCCGUCCCACUCUCAAUGUCGUAUCAAUUUAAGAUUGAUAUUGGUGAAGGAUUAUACACUUGGCUACGAUAAAGCCUAAAUGAUACUCCCUCCAUGCCAUUAUUAAUUGACCUAGUUUAAAUUUACACAAUUUUUAAGGCAAGUAAGGGAAAAAAAUACUUUUAAGCAUUUUUUUUAUAAUAAUAUCCUUAUGGAUAAUAACUAAUGAAAUUUUGAAAUGAUUUAUCUCUCAAAC
This is a messenger RNA of Papaver somniferum (opium poppy), 2007 nucleotides long. RefSeq lists its product as uncharacterized. The coding region runs from base 145 to 627 and encodes 160 amino acids. The record is from RefSeq and is a predicted model, not a curated record. The transcript is spliced from 2 exons. Lineage: Eukaryota; Viridiplantae; Streptophyta; Magnoliopsida; Ranunculales; Papaveraceae.